This is a messenger RNA of Metopolophium dirhodum (rose-grain aphid), 1409 nucleotides long. RefSeq lists its product as uncharacterized. Lineage: Eukaryota; Metazoa; Arthropoda; Insecta; Hemiptera; Aphididae. The transcript is spliced from 6 exons. The coding region runs from base 156 to 842 and encodes 228 amino acids. The record is from RefSeq and is a predicted model, not a curated record.
UAUGACUUAUUCUCAACGCCGUUCCAGCUGGUAUACACGAGACUCCGAGGGAUGAAUUCACAUUUCACAAAUCACAAUUUUAGAAUGUUCAAUGGAAGACGGGCACGGGACCCGCAGAUCUUCAAAAACAUAAUACGCUGUACCUAUCAUGUUCUAUGCUAUCAUGUUAUAUUAUCUACGAAAUAAUUGCGAUAAGACACUAUCACAGAACUAUUAACAUUCCGUGUAUUGCAAAGUUGGCAACAUUGGUGAUUUCCUCGACGGUUAACCGUUUUUUACAAAGUGUGAACCUUGAUGUCGAGUCGUCAACGGAUGCAUCGGACGAAUUCGCUAAGCUCUUGAAACUAUCUGAGCAAUCGCAUUUAGAAUAUGAAGAUGCAAAGACCAGGCUAGAGGAGACCAACAAGGAAAUAAAUCAUUACGAUGAACAGUUGAACAUUAUUGAAAGGGAACGUGUUAAACUCAUGUCUGAGUUGGCUCUUCAAAUGCAGAUGAAACAUGACUUAAAGAAUAAAGUAGAGGGCCUGAAUAAUAUACUGCAAUCAACAGAGUUUGACUUAAAAAAAUAUAACAAAAUGAAGUUAAGUGCUGCUGAUCUAGAUAUUUUCUCUCAUACUAAAAAAACAUUCAUUACUUAUAAAAAUAUAUUGAAGAUAUAUUUUGAUUAUUCCAAUGGUGCAAACGCAACUACACAAAAAGGAUAUACGUUUAACCGAAUUACAAAAAAAUUAGCUUACUUUGAGUUUAAUACAGAUGAAAAAACAGACAAUGAAAUUGCAGUAUGCUUAUGGAAUAAAAUUAAGUUAGUUUCAGAUAAAACUUGGGAAAUGUUAACUGAAUAGUAAUUUUUUUACCUGUAAUGAAGGCAUAAUAUUAUGUAUUUUUAAAAAAAUAAUUGUAAUUAGGAAUUUGAUUUUUAUCUUGAACAAUUGUGAACUGCCAUUUGGCUUAUUAGUUAUUUUUUUUAAUAUAAAUAUAAUAUGACAUAUUUUUACUACAGUUACUAACCAUUUUGUUAAAUAAAAGUUUUUUAUCAUACAAAUUGUACAUUGCUCAUUAGUUAUUAAAUAUUUUGUUUUAUAAAAAUUAAAUAUUUCUAAUUGAAGAAUCUUCAAAUAACAUUUGAAAAGAAAUAUUUAAAUGGUGUUUGUUAAAAUAUUAUUAUGUAUAGUGUAUACUAUAUGUUAAAUGUUUAAUAAUAUUAUCUUAUACUAGAUUGGUUUUUAAUUGUACUUUACUAUAGUAUAAUAAGAUGAAGAAUGUAUAACAUAGUAUUUGUAGUUAGGUCUAUUAGUAUAAUAUACUAUCAAUUAAAUAUUUUAAAUUUUAAAUGUAUUAACUUGGUAAUUUUAAUUUGUACAUAAUCAGGUAAACUGUGUGAUGCUAAUAAAUAUUAUUUGGACAAAUAA